GGUUACUCAUCCUGGGCUCAGGUAAGAGGGCCGCAGCUGGGAGGCGGCACACCCAGGGGGGACGCCAAGGGAGCAGGACGGAGCCAUGGACCCCGCCAGGAAAGCAGGUGCCCAGGCCGUGAUCUGGACCGCAGGCUGGCUGCUGCUGCUGCUGCUCCUUCGCGGAGGAGCGCAGGCCCUGGAGUGCUACAGCUGCGUGCAGAAAGCAGAUGACGGAUGCUCCCCGAACAAGAUGAAGACAGUGAAGUGCGCGCCGGGCGUGGACGUCUGCACCGAGGCCGUGGGGGCGGUGGAGACCAUCCACGGACAAUUCUCGAUGGCAGUGCGGGGUUGCGGUUCGGGACUCCCCGGCAAGAAUGACCGCGGCCUGGAUCUUCACGGGCUUCUGGCGUUCAUCCAGCUGCAGCAAUGCGCUCAGGAUCGCUGCAACGCCAAGCUCAACCUCACCUCGCGGGCGCUCGACCCGGCAGGUAAUGAGAGUGCAUACCCGCCCAACGGCGUGGAGUGCUACAGCUGCGUGGGCCUGAGCCGGGAGGCGUGCCAGGGUACAUCGCCGCCGGUCGUGAGCUGCUACAACGCCAGCGAUCAUGUCUACAAGGGCUGCUUCGACGGCAACGUCACCUUGAUGGCAGCUAAUGUGACUGUGUCCUUGCCUGUCCGGGGCUGUGUCCAGGAUGAAUUCUGCACUCGGGAUGGAGUAACAGGCCCAGGGUUCACACUCAGUGGCUCCUGCUGCCAGGGGUCCCACUGUAACUCUGACCUCCGCAACAAGACCUACUUCUCCCCUCGAAUCCCACCCCUUGUCCGGCUGCCCCCUCCAGAGCCCACGACUGUGGCCUCAACCAUAUCUGUGACCUCAACCACGUCUGUCACCACUUCUACCUCUGCCCCAGUGAGACCCACCUCCACCACCAAACCCAUGCCUGCCCCAACCAGUCAGACUCCGAGACAGGGAGUAGAACACGAGGCCUCCCGGGAUGAGGAGCCCAGGUUGACUGGAGGCGCCGCUGGCCACCAGGACCGCAGCAAUUCGGGGCAGUAUCCUGCAAAAGGGGGGCCCCAGCAGCCCCAUAAUAAAGGCUGUGUGGCUCCCACAGCUGGAUUGGCAGCCCUUCUGUUGGCCGUGGCUGCUGGUGUCCUGCUGUGAGCUUCUCCACCUGGAAAUUUCCCUCUCACCUACUUCUCUGGCACUGGGUACCUCUCUUCCCAUCACUUCCUGUUCCCACCACGGGACUGGGCUGGCCCAGCCCCUGUUUUUCCAACAUUCCCCAGUAUCCCCAGCUUCUGCUGCGCUGGUUUGCGGCUUCGGGAAAUAAAAUACUGUUGUAUAUAUCCUGCCAGGGGUGUUCUAGCUUUUUGAGGACAGCACCUGUAUCCUUCUCAUCCUUGUCUCUCUGUCCUCUUGUGAUGUUAGGACAGAAUGAGAGAAGUCAGCUGUCACAGGGAAGGUGACAGAGAGGAUGCUAAGCUUCCUACUCACUUUCCCCUAGCUAGCCUGGACUUUGGAGCGUGGGGUGGGUGGGACAAUGGCUCCCCACUCUAAGCACUGCCUCCCCUACUCCCCUCAUCUUUGGGGAAUCGGUUCCCCAUAUGUCUGCCUUACUAGACUGUGAGCUCCUCGAGGGCAGGGACCGUGCCUUACGUCUGUGUGUGAUCAGUUUCUGGCACAUAAAUGCCUCAGUAAAGAUUUAAUUACUUUGUAUAGUG
Nomascus leucogenys (northern white-cheeked gibbon) is the source of this 1707-nucleotide messenger RNA. It is a transcript of the gene LYPD3, whose product is annotated as LY6/PLAUR domain containing 3. Lineage: Eukaryota; Metazoa; Chordata; Mammalia; Primates; Hylobatidae. The record is from RefSeq and is a predicted model, not a curated record. Gene Ontology annotation, cellular component: plasma membrane.